Cydia splendana is the source of this 5457-nucleotide messenger RNA. RefSeq lists its product as uncharacterized. The record is from RefSeq and is a predicted model, not a curated record. The transcript is spliced from 10 exons. Gene Ontology annotation, cellular component: lysosomal membrane; cytoplasmic vesicle; BLOC-3 complex. Gene Ontology annotation, biological process: vesicle-mediated transport; protein targeting; melanosome assembly. Lineage: Eukaryota; Metazoa; Arthropoda; Insecta; Lepidoptera; Tortricidae. Gene Ontology annotation, molecular function: small GTPase binding; guanyl-nucleotide exchange factor activity. Bases 162 to 2675 code for a protein of 837 amino acids.
GUGUUUGGAAAGCGGUCGAUCGCUGAAGUAAUGAGCGGAAUCAUGUAAAAAAAAUCGUCUAUGAUAAUUUUACAUUGUAUAUUAGUUACCUCUUAAGUGAAUUUUAAUAAAUCCAAUGUAAAAAGGACAAUAUAUAAACGGAGUUGGAAUUUACAAGCAAGAUGGCCAAGGAAAUGAUGAUAGUGUUUGUGUACGACACACAAUGCUGCGUUGCGGAGGAGGAUGACCCCAUCAACGCUGUUCUGUACUUCCACCCUGGUUGGGUGUCUGAUACACAACGGCAUGCCUUAGCCGGACAGGUGGUAGGCGCCGCGCACUGCGUCAAGUCGUUGUUCUCGCAGCCCACCGCCAUCACUCUUCAAAGCGGCAAGUUCAUCAUUAGGGAGUACGGCAGAUACAUUCUGGCCAUAGGCAGCGACCGCAACAUUCCCGACUGGGUGCUCAAAAACCGCGCGUCCCUCCUCACGUCCAUGAUCAAAGUGUACCACGGGGACCUGCAAGCCUUAGCUGUUCAGAUGGAGGACCAGAAGCGGCUGUCGGAGAAACUGUAUCAGAUCUUCGAGACGUACUUACCUGUGCUACAAUAUGGAUGUCACAUUUUUCAACGAGUGCCAAUGCUUAGUCUACCAAAGAGUGCCACAGCAGUAUAUCUGGAAUCCAUGCAGAUCCUGGAGCAGUGUCGUCGCAACCGCGGCGUGCUGGGUGGCGUCGUGCUAUACAAUAACAAAAUCGUCGCAACACUGCUACCACCAAGCCUCACGUCCUACCUAACCGUUGUGGACCCGUACCGGAUAAAAUCUCCUGCCGAGACCCUUGAAACAGAAACGCCAUUACCGCUAGGCGCUCAGCUAUUGGUCGUUUACGUCGCUAAGAAGAUGUAUAACAGCCUUAAGAAGCAAGCGGAGAAGAUGCAGGAGUUCAGUCACAAUGGGGAGGAGAUGAUUGCUAGGUUCAAGAAGAACCAAGAAGCCGAACGGGACAAGCGCGACUUCCCGACAGGGAUGAAGCGAGACAAAUCCCUCCUGUUCACCGCCGUGCCAGAAGAGGACCACACGAUGAUCUCCCCUCCCACCCGCGACCCGCACGACCCCCUGCCCCCCGCCAUGCCCGACGUCGUCCCCUUCACCAACAAACCCAGACCAAGACCAAAUAAAUUAUCUCUAAGCUUCAAAACACAAAUAUCGGUCGACGAGGAAUCAAAGGAAAAUGAAAAAGUAUUCACAGGACAAACUAGUGUCUGCUCCACACCCAUGCUAGAAUAUAAAAGACUCCACGGAAAUAUGCUCUCCAUCUGCCAAAACCCCGACCCGCAGAAAGAAAAACUAGAAUCAGAACCCGAUGUCUUAAAGAACAUAGAAAAUUGUGCCAAAGUCAUUGAGAACGAAAAGAGAGACAACAAAAUAGUCUUAGACAUCAACUGCAUCGCUGAUCAUUAUAUAAACAAACCUGAACCUAUUCGGAAAAUGGCGAGCGUUAUAGACAUACAGGAAACCUUUAAAAACGUCACUAACAGAGCCACAGCUAAAUUCAAAUUAAAAAGAUCACAUGUCCCUUUAAGUGAUGAUAUGUCGCCUGAACAAAUGCAGAAAAGCGUCAGUACAAUGACAAUUAACGAUCCCUCCUUUCCCGUAUUCAGAAAUGACGGGAUCGAAAUAUCAGAAUCCCUAUUCAACCAAUACUUAGAACAGCACUACGCUAGCAUGAAACAAGAUUUAUCCAAAGAGGACAACAUGUUCACUUUUAACAUGAAACUAUGCGAGCAGGAGAAAUUCGAGGGCUUCGAUUCGGAGUUGACGAAAUCGCCUCAACGGACACCAAAGAAAAUCCCCAAAGAUUCUAAAACCGUCGAUCAGUCCAGGCGAAAAUCGCUGUCAUUACCUUUAAAAUCUUUAUCAGAGAGCUCAGAAUCGCAGAUCGGCUCGGAUUCGUCGGCUAGCUUUAAGAAGAAACUAAGUGGCGUGCAAUUGACGCCAUUGAUGGAGAAGUUAAGUCACCUGGCGUUCUCGGACAAGUCGAGCGGGUAUAGCAGUCGAGUAAUGACGCCGCUCGAGCUUAGAGAAUUUACUCCGGCGGCUGAACGACAAAUAACCUUCAAUGACAGACCAAAAACCCAGCGCCAAGACUCGGAAUCGGACUACGACUCCGACUCAGACUUGGAGCAGCUACCUUCCUACACGCAGCACGCCGUGAAAUGCGGGUUAUUCGUGAGCGGCCUCCACAACAUGGCGUUACUAGCCCUCGUGGACGUCAACGCGGCUGGCGACAGCGACGUCAUCAACUCCUUGUGGGAAACCUCCCUAAACGCCCUGGGGCCCAUCGAGCAAAAAUGCAUGGAGCCCCUCGGAGCAGGCGCGGACGACGCGAGCGACUAUAGCUAUCUUACUCUAGAUCCCGAUUGGGGCACUGUCCGUAAAGGCGGACCUUGGGCCGCGCUUGAUAUAGCUACCAUGGGGCUGAUACACCAUGAGUUUGCUAGCGAUCCUGAUAUGUCGGAGAUGAUUCUAAGGAGCGACGAGAGCUGCGUGGUGGGCGUGUCGAUGGGCGGCGCGCAGAUCUACUACCAGGAGAGCGGCGCGCGCGGCGCCGGGCCGCCGCCGCCCUCCGACCCCCUCGCCGCCGCCGGCCUGCGCGCGCGCCGCCGUCUGCACCGAGACCACGCCGCCACCAUCAUAUAACACCUGGGCUCUAGAGGCCUAUGAAUAGUACCAACCGUUCCUCAAUUUAUUAUUUAAACCGACCGAUCGGUUAGAAGUUUUUAAAAAUUAGAAACUACCGAGUACAGAUGUAUGCUUGUGUGAAAUAAUGACAUGGAGCCUGAAAUAUCAUGGCGCCUUUGUUCAGUAGGUAUAAAUAAAUAAAGUAGGUACCUAUCCCUAAAACUCACCUAAUUCCUGGUAAUGACUCGUUUAUUAUUAAAUAGGUAUAUAGAAGGGUGUAAAUAUUCCAAUUUUCCCCACCGGGCACAGAUGGAACAAGGUGUUUCAUAUAAAUCAUUUCAAUUUUUUCCCAGUCAAUGUAUAGCGGCAGUCACGUGAGAGAGAGACAGAUGGGAAUACACCCGUGGAACGCGUAUUAUUUCGUUAUAUUAAUGUAAGCUUGUGACGCAGUCAAUCUUUGAUACCGUCUAGAAUAGUUAAGAUGUGUAGUUGGAAUCUUAUUCCUUAUUUUAUAAUCUUAUUAUUAUUAUGUAGAAUUCACUAUUUAUACAAGAUAUCACAAAAUCAUAAAGGAACUUGAUUUGCGAAAUCAUGUAGAUGCAUCUAGCAUGCUUACCACAUAUUGUGCUUAGCACUCGUCCAGUCACGCCAAAAUACUUUAUUUUUUACCUAAAAAGGGUUGACCUUGCCAUAGAUUUUUAAUUAUACAACGUAUUUGCUAGUUUAUUUAUUAGCUAUUGUAUUCCACAUAUAUUAGAUAUAAGUAUGUUUUUAUUAUUAUUAGCAAAGAGAAUUUAGACUAGUGGAAUAUUGUCAAAGUAAAUUAUGUAUUCAGUACAUUUACUGCCAUCUUUCUAUACAAAUGAUUAAAACUUUUAGAACGCCAUUAUUUCUUCACUGAUAUGUGUUAAAUUUGUUAAAUAUCAAAAGAGUAUCGCCAUCUACUCGAGGAUAGACCAAAGGUAUGGUGCCAUCUUUUCGAGCGAUGGCGCCAUACCUUUGGCCUACUCUCGAGUAGAUGGCGAUACUUUUUGAUAUUUAACACAUAUCAGUGAAUGAAUAAGGAUCAAAGUCAAAUGGCGUUCUAAAUUUGUGUGUCGAAAAAUAGCAAUAAAUGUACUGACUACAUAAUGUACUUUGACGAUAUUCCUCUAUUUCUAAUUCUCUUUGUUAUUAGGAACUGAAUGAAUUAACUUUCGGUGCCGUGCUUCCCAAUUCCCGUACUAAAUAGACUUUUGGCAGUGAAGUGUUAACUCUUAGAAUUGCUUCGGGUUAUGGAAAGUCGUCUUCUAUUAAAGUAGGUGGUUGUGGGAUUAAGAUGAGAUGAAAAGUUUUCCUUGAUCCCAUUUAUAUUUUGAUCAAGAUUUAUUUUUUGACUAAAGUACCUACUUUUUGCAACUGUUUUAUCUGAAUUUGCAGAAUUAAUGACCAGUACAAGAUUUGUAUACAGGUGUCUACAUAUCAUUCCCAUCCCACCUACUCGUGGGUUUUCUAAAUCUUCUAUGUAUAUACCGACCGUAUACAUAACAGAGCAAAAAGUGGUAGACGUAAAAAGUAUAAAUAAUCUGUACUUUAAGGAAAGGCAGCUACUUCCAGUGUUUAAAGACUGGACGUUUCACGGACCUUUUCAAAUAGUGGUAGUCUAUUUAUACCAUGACUUUGAAACAAAACUUCAUCCGACAAAUGUAAGAGGUCCCAAUGAAUCACCAUGACGGACUUGACACGUGACGAUUCAGUAAGUUUACCUUUUCAGGCUUUCAUUUACUUUACUGUAAGAAUUAUUAAGUAGAAAAAAACUACACUACCUCUGCUUGCUUCAUUUUGUAUCCAAGAAAUGGCAAGUCACGAAUUGUAUUCCUCUUUAGCUCAUCUUAUUCUUGCCAUUAGAUAUAAGUUUCUGGCCAAGUAGGAUAAUGGUAUUUAUGCGCGCUCAAUCUUGCCAUCCAAUCAGAGUAUUGUUAGCAGUUUUUUAUGUAUACUUUGUAUUCCAUGUUUUUGUUAUUCAGUAUUAUUUGACAUUCCAAGUUGUGUAAUGUUAUUAUUUUGACAUAUUUCACGUUGCCACGAGAUAUCCUCAUAACAAAUUACGUCUAACGAUUGUUAUUUUACAUCAUUGAAAACAGACAGCCACUAGCCAAUACGGUUUUCACAUUGGUGCCGUGACCACGAUAACUCCGGGAAUCUUAUGGCGUCCAUCGAAAGGGUAAAAUACGACCAUAUUAUUAUUCUUACAUGAUCUAAUCAUCAAUUGUUUUCCGAUAGUCAUGUAAGGAGUACGACGUUCAAGGCAACCCGGAAACUGUAAUUAUAUGUCCGGUAAUAAAGGGUUAAGGUUCAAGUCUCCCGGCAACAUGAAAUUAACAAUUUUACCUAGUUUUAAGAAAUGUACAAAAUGUUACGCGUCCAAAGCUAGUUUUUUUGCAUAACAAUUUCUCGUAUGUUAGUGCUAUUAUUUUAACAGCCAGAAUGAGUGCUUAUUUAUACAAAACAUACGUUUUUGUGCAAUUUACGAUAGUCUAAUCAACGAAUUACAUGAAACAAAUUACUUACAAACAAUUAUUAUGGGUCCCAUAUAUCUAGUUUUCUAACAUUCCAUAAAUUAGUCCUACCUAAAAUACCUUUACUCGAUUGGAAUGUUAUUUUUAUUGUUUUUUAAAUAAUUUUAUAUUUUUACAUGAUUUGGAAGGACAUUUGAAAAGUUGCCAUUGUAAGGAGUGCCAAUGUGACACGUAUGUAAUAUUUAUUUAUAAUAGUUAUACAUAGAUAUUGUUAAGGAUUUUAAUAAAAACCCAAUAGAGAA